GUGCUUCUUUACACUGCUAGAAUAGGUCAGAUUUCAGACCACGCCCCCAAACCUGAACGCAUAACAUGAUUGGAUGGCGAGGCAUGUUCUCAAAUAACAUGAGCGAAAAAGUUAACUCUCAGAAAGUUUGGUGUGAGUAGCAUUUUUUUUUGUAAAUGGCACCAAAACCAGGCCACCGCUGUCAUACCACAAUUUGUUUUUGAAUAAAUUUAUAGUAAAAUCCUGGUAAAAAUAACAAGUACGAUGUCACUUUGCAAAGAGAGUUUAGUUCAAGAAGAAAAUAGAGAAACAGUCUUGCGUACAAGCAAUGGGGACACGGGAAAGAAGUCCAGAGCGAUCUGUGGUGUUUGUAAUCGGAUGUAUCGAGACCCUAAAAUCCUGCCUUGCUUGCACACGUUUUGCGCGGACUGCGUUCGCCAGCUCGAGCCGUUUUCUGUGCGUCGCGUGAACGGGGAACGACGCUCGCCUGAAGAUGACGCGCACGGGCACAACUCUGGCUCAACAAUCCUGUGUCCCGAGUGCGAUUCAGAGGUGAAACUGCCGCCAUCGGGAGUGGAGGGGCUGACCACUGAUCAUCUUGCGCUGGACGAGGUGUUCACGGAGACGCUGCUAGUGGACAGCAGCGUUUUGUGCGACUUGUGCAGCGACAGCGGCGCGGGGAAGCGCUGUGAGGUGUGCUGUGUCAACCUCUGCGACUUCUGCAGUCAGGCCCACAGGAGACAGAAGAGGACCUCCUCUCACUCUAUCCAAAGCCUACAGGAGCUGAAAUCUCAGGGUCGUCUCACUAGACCAGUUCUGUGCUCGCUGCAUCCUGGUCAGGAGCUACGGCUCUUCUGCGAGCCAUGUGACCUCACCGUGUGCCUGGAGUGUGCGGCCACCUUUCACCGCGACCACCACUGCAACUCUGCCCAUGAGGUCAUCAGUCGCCAUGGAGAUCGCAUCAGGGAUUUGGUAGUCAGGAGCUUAAGGCCUCGUCUUGCUCGUCUGGAGGAUUCACUGAGACGUGUGGACACAUCCCAAGAGGCUUUGCAGGCACGGACCGACACGUUGGCGGGUGAGAUUCGGGCGUUUGCUCGGAGUUAUGCCAGCGCGGUGGAGGCACAUUGCUGUUCACUGCUGCGGUCACUGGAGGACUUGAAAUUGCAGCGCAGGAACCAACUUCAUCUGCAGAAGGCUCAACUGCAGCAGGCCUUGUCUGAUGUCCGCGGUGGAGUGGACUUUGCAGAGCGUCUGCUCACGUGCGGUUCAGAUGCCGAAAUCCUCAGUGCCAAAGGAGUUACUAUGAGGAGAUUGAUGAACCUUGUGGAGUCAGGAUAUGAUCCACACCCAACGACGAUCGCCCAUGAUAAUGCCAGCAGCAUCUGUUUCCUUCCACAGGAGAGUGCUGGAGAGGUGGAGGGAUUUCCUGUGGUAGGAGUUGUACAUGCCAAGACUGUGGAUCCCAGCAAAUGCAGUAUCCAGGGAGAAGGUGUGGAGCAAGGUCGUGAAGGCCAGCGGGGAGAGUUCACUUUGGUUUGCAGGGACUCCUCUGGAGAACAGAUGGGCCGAGGUGGAGACCCCGUUCUGGUCAGCAUAGUGCACAAGGAGAAGAAGGGUUGCUCUGUGGAGGCAGUAGUGGUGGAUAACAGUGAUGGCUCCUAUGGUGUGUCCUACACCCCUGCUGAAGCGGGUCUUUACUCUGUGUGGGUCUGUGUUAAAGCACAGCACGUCCAGGGAUCACCUUUCAUGUUAAAUGUGAAGAGGAAGUUCAGACGUCACCGUGGCAUAUUCCAUUGCUGUUCCUUCUGCUCUAGUGGGGGAGCUAAAGAGGCACGCUGUGGCUGCACAGGGACCAUGCCAGGAGGGUUUCAGGGCUGUGGACAUGGUCAUAAGGGACACCCCGGUAAGCCCCACUGGUCAUGUUGUGGCAGUGUAGUGGAGGCUUCAGAGUGUAUUCUGCAUAACCUGGGCUCCGUUUCUCCUCGUGGACAUCUCCGGACUGUGGAGCUCUGAGACAACCAGCAAAAAUACACUCUGUCUGAUCACAUUUUUACCAUAAACUCACAACCCAUUAACCAGACAACCUAUAAAUCACAAAUUUCAGAAAAUUCACAUUUGUGCCUUUCACAUUGCCUUUAUACAGUGUUAUUCUAGAAAAUUAUUGGCUACUCAUGAUUUUGACAGAUCAAUCUUUUUUUGGGGGGGGUGUCCAUAAUUUGGGUGAUGAUUUUUUAUUUUUUUUAUUUUUUCAGCAGUGCCAAUAUUUAUUGUGCCUCUUCAUAAUCAUGGCCGCAACUGACAAAUUAUAUUUAAAAUUCCAUUGUAUCUGUUCUAUUUUACAAAGUGUCAACACUAAUACUUUUGUAUCAGUAUUAUAACAAUUUAAGAACUAGUGUUUUAUUUACACAUUCAAAACUAAAGUAUUUUACUGUACAAUCACUGUAAAUAUUUCAUCCAUAUUUUAUCAUAAUCUGCAUGAGUUGACUAAAACAUUUUAUUAAUGUCUGGAUAUUUUGUUAAUAUCUGUUGUAUUGUUUUAUUCUCCGUUUUAUCAUAAUAAGCAUGUUUCCCUUGAUAAUACCCUGUUAUAUAAACAAUGUGGUUUGUAUUAUUAUAAUGGUUUAUUUUUAUGUGUGCAUGACUCCAUUCCAAAGACUGUUAUUAUAUGCAUCCUUACAUUUCAGCUGUCUUUGUUUAUGCUGUACUGGUACCUCGGAUUAAACAACUCUUACCUCUCCA
This is a messenger RNA of Megalobrama amblycephala (Wuchang bream), 2718 nucleotides long. It is a transcript of the gene trim45, whose product is annotated as tripartite motif containing 45. Gene Ontology annotation, molecular function: ubiquitin-protein transferase activity; protein binding; zinc ion binding. The record is from RefSeq and is a predicted model, not a curated record. The coding region runs from base 244 to 1992 and encodes 582 amino acids. Gene Ontology annotation, biological process: positive regulation of DNA-templated transcription. The transcript is spliced from 6 exons. Gene Ontology annotation, cellular component: nucleoplasm; chromatin. Lineage: Eukaryota; Metazoa; Chordata; Actinopteri; Cypriniformes; Xenocyprididae.